AUGACACAGCAAGACGUAGCGUACAUAACAGAGUUUCUCCAAAAUUUCGACAGAGUUGGUGGCAAAGACGGUGGCGGCUUCGUAAUGGAACAACUAGGACAAUACUUGGCAGACGAACCGUUAUCAGCAGAACCAACCAAUGAAGAUCCAGACAGCUGGGAGGCCUUCCUUGAAGAGAAUGCUUGUCUCGAGAGUCAUUCUGCUAUAUUGAAAAGAGCUGCAGGUACUUCUCUGGUACAACAGUUCAAGGUAUGA
Molecule: messenger RNA, 255 nt
Organism: Acanthoscelides obtectus
Lineage: Eukaryota; Metazoa; Arthropoda; Insecta; Coleoptera; Chrysomelidae
Source: the annotation of a GenBank genome assembly